CUGCAGCCCACGUGAAUUUAUCUUCAAGAAAAGGUUUGUUUUUCUUUGUCCCAGUUGUUUCGAAACUUGUUAACAGAUUUAUUAUAGCAUAGAAUAAAUAAAUAAAUAUGUUUCGAAUUCCUGGCAAAGAAGGAACUCCUGCAGAAAAAGAGGUAGAAAAGAAGAAAGCUCGGCAACAAACAAAACAACAGUUUCUGCUCUUUGUUGGUAUAGUCCUCACAUUGAAAAUUGUUCCCUACGUCAUCGAACAACUUCAAUGAAUCGUUCAUUUUUGGGAUUUCAAUCCAUGAAUCACACGUUGGUGUAAAUAAGAUAUAUUUUUAAAAUUAAAGAAAUACAUUUUCGCGAAACGUUGAUGUUAUUUUAUUAUCAAUUUUUCGAAACGAAAUCUAUCAAGAAUUGAUCAGCUGGUGUUUUCCCCUGGAAUAAAUUCUGAUACAUAGUGCCAUUAGAAGCGCAAUUUUGUGUAGAUUAACAUGCUAAAAGCCUCAGUCCUUAGCCUUUGGGAAAAUUUAAUGUUCCUCUGCCUGAUAAGCCCUGUGCUUUUUGCAAAGAAAUUUACAAAUAAAAAAAAAUAAGAAAAUUUAAAUUGGUCCUAUUGUGAAAUGCUCCGGUUUAUUUAAGACUGAGAAAGCUGCAGGAGUUUCUCUCAUAUCUGAGAGUCACCUGGUCGACAAAAUUUAAUGACAAUAGAAAAUUAGACUCCUUUUUAACAGAUUCUCACGAAUGCUUAAGGAAAACCGACAUUUCCAUUGCUAUCAUAAAUCAUAAAAAAAUUUAACAAAAUAACUUUUUGGGGGAGAACUUUUUUCCAAAUUUGGCGUUUUUUUGUCAAUUUCGCAGAAUUCAAAUUUUGAGCAUUUAGUUUAAAAUAAAUUCCCGUGACAGUUUUUGAUAGAUAUACUUCGCGAAAAUUCACUAAUUGUACCGCUAUAUAUUAGAUGCUAGAGCCAUUAAUGCAGAAAAAAGCAAAUUUUGUUAAAAACGUUUUGAAAACCCACCCUUGCGGCUUUCGCCAGAAUCAUUUAUUAGCAAAUCAGGUCACCGCAAACUUUUAAUUCCCGCAAAAAGUUGAAAUCGUUUAAUUCGUAAAUAUUAGCUUUAAACUACAUUUUACGAAGUUUCCUGUUUCAUGCGCAAUUUUUCUUCAACACUAAUUUUGGACAGAUUAAUUACUUGUAAAUUAAUUUUUUUUUUCUUUUUUUACGGGAUUUAGUUCGCUUCUAACAAAUAAGCGUUAGGUAGCUAUGGCAACGACGAUAAACCUCAUGGUAAUAAAGAAGCCGAUAAAACCGAAACCGCUAUUAUACCGAAAAUGGGUCGAACCUAACUCACAUAUACACUUCGCUGAACAUUAUAACUCAAUACCGAUACAUGCUCUGGUGAACAAUUAAUUAAAUACCAUGAAAUGUGUUCUAAAUGUUGAUAUGAAAUAUCAAAAUAAAGUUUAUUUGGUAAGAUCAAUAUGAAGAAAUAAAAAAUAAAAAUUAAGGAUGUCCGAAGAGGAGAAAACUCCGUUAGUUUCUGCCGAAGAACUUGCGGAGGAAUCGCAUGGUGAAAAAGAUGGCACCAUAGAAGCAAAUGACAAUAAUAAGAAAUCUAACAACGAAGAAGGUGAAAAUGUUGAAGCAGAAGCAGAGGAACUGACCACAGUCUGCGAAACAUUUUGGAACAUAUGCAAUACUAUACAGGGUCUGCCCAUUUUGGCGAUACCCUACACCUUUAAGUCUGGAGGGUGGUGGUCAUUGUUAAGCCUAAUGAUCAUUGCCGUCGCUUCUAAUUAUACCAGUAACGUCUUAGUGCGUAGUUUAUACGAAAUAAGGGAUGGCGAAAAAGUUCGAGUGCGUAACAGCUACAUUGAAAUUGGUACAGCAUUUUGGAAAAGUGGCGGGAAAUCUUUAGUUCUGAUCACCAUGGUGAUAGAGCUGGUAUUUGUAUCAACAAUGUAUCCUAUUUUGGUGGGUGCAAUGUUCUCAAAGUCAUUUCCUGAUGCCAGUGUGCCAUUAUGGGGAUGGACAAUGAUCGGCGGGAUAGCGUUAUUACCAAAUACGCUGUUAAAAAACUUGUCGCAGGUCGCUUGGACCAGCAUUAUCACCGUCAUGAGCGCAAUGAUAAUUUUCGUCAGCAUAAUGAUCUAUAGUUUCACACGUGUUGCUGAGUGGGAAAUACAAAACAUGAGUAACUUCGAACCGCAAGAAUUUCCAGCCGCGUUGGGCAUAUUAGUCUCCUGUUACUUAGCCCAACCCUUCGUACCGUUCAUAGAAAGUACGAUGAAGAAACCCGAAAAAUUUAGUUCAACGUUAAAUUAUUCUUUUAUAGCAAUGACUGUACUUAACGUCGUCAUCGGUUUUGUCGCUGCAGUGACAUUUUACCCAGAUCUUGACGAAGUCGUGACGAAUAACUUACCGGAGGGAAUUUUCCGACAGGUUGUAAACGCAAUGGCGGCCAUUUUAGCAUUUACUUCAUAUACAUUACCGAUGUUUACUAGUUUCGACAUCAUUGAGAAAUCAAACUUGCCUUGUGUUCCGUUAGGCUUUGGAGACAACAUAUAUAAAUGUCCUGUUCAGACACUCCGCUUAGGGCUAGUUUUGAUCACAAUCUUCAUGGCGGCUUUUAUUCCCAAAUUUACUUACUUGUUAGCUUUUGUGGGAAGCAUCACUGGAAUAACAUUGGAAUUCAUUUUUCCUGCUUUGUUUCACAUGAAGAUUUACUGCGCGCAUCUUAAAUGGUAUGAGUUCGCAAUGGACAUAGCCAUUGUGUUUAUUGGCGUGCUGAGUAUGACUAUCAGUUUGAUUGUUUCAUGGGUGUCUAUGUAUUCGUGCUUCGUGUAUGAAAAAUGUUAAAAUGUAGCUUGUUCAGGUAAUAGUAUUCAUCGCUAAAAGCAGAAAAUAUAGUAACGCUAAUUUUUAACUAACGAAAUGACGGCAGACUUCUGAUAAGAAAUUUCUUCGAUCCUUCGAUCAAAAUUUUUCACUUCUGAAUUCGUCACUUUGUCUCCAACGAAAAGAAUGUUUUAAAUUUUUAUGUACCCGGAAUAGAAAAAAAUUACGAAAUCGAUCGUUCGAGUUCAUUUCAAAAAUUUAACGCAUCAAGUGGAAGCAGAUACCAUGUGCGUAAAUCCAUGCUUUACAGUUACAGUGAAAGGGCUGUCUUUCCAAAUUCAUAUUUGAUCAAUAAAAGUGUGUUGUCAACCAAACUUCCCCAAAAAUUAUUAUGUUUUUUAUGUUAGGGUGCCGCUAAACAAAAAAGGCUGAAAUGCCCCAGGAAGGUUAGUCAAAAACAUCUUAAACAUUAGUUACCGACCCAACCUCGACCUCAGGGCUCCUUUAACCUAUCGUAAUAUCAUUGGCGUAGAAAAAAUCUCUGGGGACGAGGUUGUUACCGAUCUCUUCUUCUCCAUUCCCAAAAAAUAUUUAAAUUUUGUCUGAGUUUGGUUUAACUUUUGUUACGUCAAAUUGACGUUGGUCCACUAAGGCCUAUCGAUCAGUACAGUAAUUUUUUAGGUUUUAUAACUCAGCGAAACUUUGUAAAGCCUAAGCAAAAAAUCCUUUUUUCAAGGUUCCGCGUUAUUGAUCACUUUUUGAAAGUUUAUUAUGUAAAUAUCAAACGCAUACAUUAUAUGUUAUAAAUAAAUAUUUGUACAUAAAAAAA
Hydractinia symbiolongicarpus is the source of this 3651-nucleotide messenger RNA. RefSeq names its product vesicular inhibitory amino acid transporter-like. The record is from RefSeq and is a predicted model, not a curated record. Gene Ontology annotation, cellular component: vacuolar membrane. Gene Ontology annotation, biological process: amino acid transmembrane transport. Bases 1494 to 2843 code for a protein of 449 amino acids. The transcript is spliced from 3 exons. Gene Ontology annotation, molecular function: amino acid transmembrane transporter activity. NCBI's taxonomy places the organism in Eukaryota, Metazoa, Cnidaria, Hydrozoa, Anthoathecata, Hydractiniidae.